UGCUGUCACUACACCACCUCUCCGCGUCUCCGGCUCCUUAGAAAUAGAUGUGCGGGGCAGAGCGGAGCGGGCAGCAGGCUCAGUGCGGGGAAAUGAAACACGCUGCGGGUCCCGAAGCAGCAGCAGCAGCAGCGGCGGCAGCAGACGAGCUGAGCAGACCCUCCUCCUCCUCCUCCUCCUCCUCCUCCUCCUCCUCCUCCUCCUGCUGCACCUCCUCUACUCUUCCUCUCCUCUCUCAGCGGGACAUCACGCACCGUCCGGGAUCAUGUUGUUUCUCCAUGAGUUAUUAUCGCCUUGUUGGAUCGCAGCUGAGUGAAAGAGAAAGUCCACACUGGAUUUGAACCUGCGCACUUGUCUCGCCCUGGAUGAGAUCUCUGCACGCGUCGUUUUCUUCAUCAUCUUCAUCUUCAUCAUCAUCAUCAUCCUCUCACAUCUAUAUAUUUCGGAUUAUUCCUGCCACUAGGAGAUAUGCUGGCUCUACUAGUGAUCGGCCUGGCCGUGCUGUCAGAUGCAGGUGUGUCGGCGGAGGUGUUUCGUGCAGGUGUGGCCCCUCGCUGUGAGAGCCGAGCCUGCAACCCUCGCAUGGGUAACCUGGCGCUGGGUCGCCGCGUCCUGACGCAGACCGUCUGCGGCAACAACGGCACCGAGCUCUACUGCUCCUACUCGGACCCCAACGCCAACCUGGCCUGCAGCGCCGCCAAGUGCGCCAAAUGCAACGCCGGCCUCCCGCUCCUGUCCCACCUGGCCGGGGCCAUGUCCGACUCCUCCUUCCGCCACCCCAACACCUGGUGGCAGUCGGCCGAGGGGGUGGAGUCUGAGACGGUGCAGCUGGACCUCGAGGCCGAGUUCUACUUCACGCAUCUCAUCUUGGUGUUCCGCUCGCCGAGGCCCGCCGCCAUGACGCUGGAGCGGUCGCAGGACUUCGGGAGAACGUGGAAGAUGUUGCAGUACUACGCCUCCAACUGCAGCGCCGCCUUCGGGCUGGAGGAGGGAAAGGCGGGAGCGGGUCGGGACGGGGCCACCUGCACCUCCAAAUACUCCGCGGCUUAUCCCUGCAACCGUGGAGAGGUGAUCUACCGCACGCUUCCAAAGUGGGAAUCCCUGGAUCCGUUCGGGGCGGAGGGCCAGCAGCAGCUGAGGGUGACCAACGUCCGAAUCCGGCUGCUGAAGCGUCAGGCGUGUCCGUGCCAGGCCAAAGACCUCGACUCGGCACACGAGGACCCUCCCACCCGACACUUUGCCAUCUACGACCUGAUAGUGAAGGGAAGCUGCUUCUGUAACGGACACGCCGAGCAGUGUGUUCCUGCUCCGGGGUACCAGCCCAUCAGAGACCGGACCAACCACGUGGUUCAUGGGAAGUGUGUGUGCAGACACAACACUGCAGGUGAUCACUGCGAGCGCUGCGCUCCGCUGUACAACGACCGGCCCUGGCAGCCCGCUGACGGACUGACGGGGGCUCCACACGAAUGUCGGAAGUGUAAGUGUAACGGACACGCUCAGAGCUGCCAUUUUGACUGGACGGCGUGGCGCGAGUCGGGCCAGCGCAGCGGAGGCGUGUGUGACUGUCUCCACAACACCGAAGGACGCCAGUGUCAGAAAUGUAAAGCCGGCUUCUACAGAGACCCUCAGCGACCUCAGACCGCCCCCGACUCCUGCAAACCGUGCAGCUGCCACCCUCUGGGCUCGAUGCCCUUCCACCUGGCUGACGGCUCCCUCUGCGACCCCUCCAACGGGAACUGCAUCUGUAAACCUGGAGUGGGUGGAGCCCACUGCGACAGGUGCAUGGUGGGAUACUGGGGCUUCCAUGAAUACGGCUGCCGUCCGUGUGACUGCGCGGGAGACUGUGAUCCUUUUACAGGAGACUGCAUGUUCGGCUCUGAUCUGGACCUGUACAACCUGGAGGGAAACUCCAGCGAGCCGGUGAGGAUCUUCAGAGCAGACGAGCUCUUCUCCGCCCUCCACUACUCAGAGAAGUGUGAGUGCAAAGAACAAGCCCUGACCAACAGCAAACUCUUCUGCACCAUGAAUUAUGCGUACGUGCUAAAAGUGAAAGUGCUGUCGGCCCACGAUAAGGGCUCCCACGCUGAGGUGGAGGUCAAAGUUCAGAAGGUGCUCAGUCAGAACACCAAGGUGAAGAUACAGCGGGGUCGGGUCACGCUUUACCCCGAGUCCUGGACCGCACGGGGCUGCACCUGCCCCAUCCUCAACCCAGGGGUGGAGUACAUCGUGGCGGGCCACUCGGACCGUAAGCAGGGCCGCCUCCUGGUCAACAUGAAGAGCUUCGUCAAGCCCUGGAAAGCCAGUUUGGGGCGCAAAGUCCUCUCGCUACUCAAGAAAGACUGCAACUGGUAGACGGAGCAUCAGAGCGCUGGAGGACAGACGGACACAUGGACAGGCGAGACUGUAGAUUUGUGUCCUCUUGUCCUCCAGAUGUGGAAUAUUGAUUCGCAGAUUUCUGGGGCUGAACUGAGAAGACUGAGAAAAAAAAAAACCCUUAAAUCUGUGGUGGACUCCACCAGAUAAAAAGCACAUGGGAUAUUAUUUUAUUCUCCUGUGUGGGAUUUCUUCUGCAAGAAAUGAGGAAUUCAGCGCUGUGGCCAAGUGCUUUUCUAUUCUGAGUGAUGCCCCCUGGACCCACUGACGUACAUUCACACACACACACACACACACACACACACACACACACUGAAUCUCUUCCUCUGCAGCACUUUAGCCUAAGAUGGACUGAGGGAAUAUGGACACACAAAGAGAGGAAGACUUAACACACACACACUACAUGACCCCCUGACAUGGGCUGUGGAUGGAGCAUGUCCAUUCCCUCACACACACACACACACACACACACACAUACAGGCAGCAGUGUGUGUGUGUGUGUUUGUGUGUGUGUGCUGCACCCAGAGUGACGCUGAACAAGCCAUACAAGCCACUACAGGUGGUUAAACCUUAGCCAGUCCAGGUGUGCCUGUGUUGAAAUCAGAGUGAAUGGGAUUUUACCCCGAACGUGAAUGUUUAUGCCUGUUUUUGCAAAUGUGUGUGUGUGUGUGUGUGUGUGUGUGUGUGUGUGUGUGUGUGUGUGUGUGUGUGCGAGAGAGUGGUUUGAAUGCAGCGGUGUGUGUAAGGAGCACAGUCCAGACUCAGUCCAGCUCUUUUCUGUAGGUUUUUUUUGUUCGUACACUUUUCAAAACAAACAGCCGUUCCAGCGUUUAUGAUUAUGUAUUAUUGAUUCAUCUCAUAUUACACUGCUACACUCAGAACGGAUUCCUUCCUCCGUGCUCUUGUACAGUAUUAUUUGUAUAUAUCUAUAUAAAUAUUAUUGUUCAUCUUU
Molecule: messenger RNA, 3325 nt
Organism: Acanthopagrus latus (yellowfin seabream)
Lineage: Eukaryota; Metazoa; Chordata; Actinopteri; Spariformes; Sparidae
Gene: ntn4
Product: netrin 4
Exons: 10
Coding region: 469-2352 (627 amino acids)
Biological process (GO): cell migration; substrate adhesion-dependent cell spreading; basement membrane assembly
Cellular component (GO): laminin trimer
Molecular function (GO): protein binding
Source: RefSeq, a predicted model, not a curated record